AUGAUUUCUCAAUCUCCUGGAUUCAAGUUGACUCCAAUGACACCAUUAAGUAUUCAUCAUAAAAUGGAAAUUAUUGAAGAUGAACCAGAUGAUUUAGAUUUGGAUCAAUCUAAAAUAUCAUUUAAUGAUAAUCUCAUUGUGUGUACUUACAAACCAUGUUAGAGUGUUACUAUGAUCACAAAGACAAUUUCAAAAUUGAAAGGAUAGCCUAAUACUGAAUGGGUAAAUCCUAGUCUUAGAAAUGAACAAAGAAAGAGAUCAACCUCUAUAUUGAAAUAUUCAUAAUCUCCAACAAGAAUCUCAUCAAUUUACUUAUGA
Paramecium pentaurelia is the source of this 318-nucleotide messenger RNA. Lineage: Eukaryota; Ciliophora; Oligohymenophorea; Peniculida; Parameciidae. The record is from the annotation of a GenBank genome assembly.